UCCAAUAUUCGCAGCAAGUCAAAAAUUUCAGUACUGGGCAUUAAUGCUAGCAUCUGCAUACAUAUGUGUAAAUAUGCUGUAAUUCAGUGAUCAGCACUAAUAUAACCAAGUCACAGAGGUUUUUUUUCAGAUCUAAUUGCUAAAGAUACUGUCAAAACAAAUUUUUUAGUUGUCUUUUUUGUAUCAAGACAGUUCUCAUAAAUAUAGAGAUUGUAUCUUUAUUAUGAACAAUACUUAAUAGUUAUACGAAACUAAAACUCGCCAGUUUUGAAAAGUGAACACAACAUGCGUAUGACUAUUUAUACGAUUGGAAAAUAUAACAUUCAUAUAAUUGUUUAAAAGUUAUAUUUUUUAAAAUGAAUGAAAACUCUCUCAAUGACAAAGAAUCUACUUUGAAUGUCAUACUAGAAAAUAAAUCAAUUGUGACUUAUGCUGGCGAUGAAGCUUUAUUUUUAUCUGUUGAAAGUAAUAUAUUGAACAGUAUAUCUUCCAAUACAGUCGAAUGGCGCAGAUCUUUCAGCCGACCUGUAAAGUCAGUGAGACUAAAAGUUUCUUUUGUGCCGUUUUCCAUAAAUCUUUUGUCUUCGGAAAUCGAUGAGAAUUUGAUGAAACAGCCAAUACUUCACACUUAUUGGAGUGAUUGUUCGGAUCUAGAAGCAUACAAAGUCUCUUUAAAAGACAACAUUGGUAGUUGGCUUAAAAUUCUAAAUCAACGACAAAUUCAAGAUUGGAUGAUUGUUCUAGUUGAUACUUACGACAAUAAAAAAACUAAUAAGUUGAUACCUCGUACAACAGUUCUUGAUAAAAUUCACAAUGAUUUUGCAGCAAAGCAUGGGGAUCGAUGCUUAUCCGUUAUAAAUCCAGCAAAGUUCGAAUCACGUUCAGCUGAAUCUUGGAAAGGACUUAUAUCCAGGAUUCAACAUUUCAUGCUUGUGGCUUAUGAUAAACAACUUAUACAUUUUGAAGAAAUUAUUAGAGAACAGAGAGAACGACGGAAUCAGAAAGAUUGGAGUUUUUGUGAAUAUUUCAUCCUUCAGGAAGAACUCGCUUUCGUUCUAGAAAUGUUAGGAAUAAGCGAUGAAGCUUUGGUUCAGUACGAUGAGCUUGAUGCUUUAUUCACCCAAUUCAUUCUUAAUUGUGAUGUUGGAGAAACCCCACCUUGGUUAACUACAUUCAAAAAUCCUCUGAACGAUUGGCGAGCUAUAAACUUGAAGAAGAAUGUCGAUCAUUUUUCAAGAGGAUUAAUUAGAGAUAAUAAAGCAUCAUUAUUAGAUUUUAGAAACUAUUUAUUUAGUAGACAAUGUGCAUUGUUACUUUCACUUAAGCAACCAUGGGAGAUCGCUCGUCGUUGUUUGUUGUUUGUGUAUAAUACUCUAAGUGAAUUACGAAUACUUGAAGUCAGUCGGCCAAAUGGAUCUGUGGAGUGUUGGUCGGUUCUUUGUGCAUUAGAAAUCUUACACAUUUGUCAAUCAUCAUUGAUAGCUUCUGAUCACAGCCAAUAUCUUGAUCUUUGCUCUUUAUAUACGGCUGGUUUAUGGGCUCUCGCAAGUGAAAAGCUAGGUAAAUUAGGAAAAUUAUGUGGACUUAUGCCCGGUAUGGAUGAACCAACUAGUGAGCAACUUCAUACUGUUGUUUACCUGAUAUCAGGCUUAGAUGAUAUGCGCAUUCAAGAAGAAGUUACAUACACCGAAAAAUUUAAGAGCGCAUUAUCAUCUAAAGAAAUUUUUACAAAACAGUUAUUAGAAUACUCAGAAUUAGCUAUGGGAACUUAUAAGCACAUAGGGAGAAUCAGAUCAGCAAGACAUAUCGGAAAAGAAUUAGCACAAUUUUAUGGUAGUUUGAAUGAAAAACAAACAGCUAUUGCUUUUUUAUUAGAUGCGUUAAAAACUUACAAUGACGAAAAUUGGAUAUUGUUAGUAGUCCAAACUCAAUUAAAGCUUGCUCAGUAUUAUAAAGAAAUGAGUGAUUUUGAAAAAUAUGUAAAAAUGUGUUGUCUGAUUGCUUGUUCAAAAUUGUCACAUAUAGCUGUUCGAAAAAUGUACUUUGAAGAAAUGUUGAUGCACAUCAAAAUGAUGACCAUAGCUAAACCAUUGUGUACUCAAUUUGAUAAUUGUUUUGAAAUACUUAACAUAAAUGUAAGCAUCAUUGAUAAAAACAUAGAAGAUUUUAAAGUGAAUAUAAAUGUGUCACUAAAGUCACUACUACCAAUGCCUAUAGAUAAUGUUUGCGCAAUUAUUUCAGUGGAAAAAAUUCAAGACAUUACUCAUGGCAUGAAAAUGAAGUGUCACCCAGAGUCACCAAUAACGUUAUUAUCUACAUGGAAUAGAAAACGUGUUAAGCCUACAAUUUCACAGUUAACUCAGUUAGAAGUUUAUUCAUACGUAGAUCUUAGAGAAGAUAAAACUACUGAAUCUGCUGGCAUAAUAAAUAAACAUACAACGCAACUAAUUAGUCAAGUUGACAGUGAAAAAUCUAUGAUUGUUGGCGAUAAAAUUAUAAACGAAGUAUUGGCAAAACAUAUUUUCGAUAUAAAAUCUGGUGAAAAUAAUUUUACGAUUUCAAUACUAGAUCAUAAAUCCGGAAUUUAUAAAAUUAAUCAGUUAUCAUUACUCGUUAACGAAAAAUUGAAGUUCCAAUCUGGAAUUAUUACACCACAACUAAAUUAUAAAAUUAUAAAAACUCAACCAUCAAUUUUAAUGAAUAGUCGGAAUCUUGUCACCGGUCUUAUUCAAAAUACUGAACUGAUAAUAUCUAAUGGCAGUGUUAAAAUUCAAAAAGGUACGAAAAUAAAAUUAUGGACUUCAAGAGGUUUAAUGAUAAAACUUGUUGAUAGUUCAAAAAAUCUAUCCAGUGAGGUGGAAGUAGAAUUAUCAGAGUAUGAACCAUGGCAAGUUAUAAAAUUGCAAUUGCAAGUAUAUGCUGAACUGCCACCAAAGAAAGAUUCGUCAUCAAUGGAAUACGAGUUGCAUAUUCAACCACCUUGGGGUAUAGAGGAGAGCAUCUUUUUAACUUUUGACCCUCCGUUAAUGUCUUGUUUAACUAUCCAUACGAUAAAGGAAAGAAAAUUUUUACAAAUUAUUGUUACGGGUCUCACUAAGAAAAUUCUCCAAUUAACUGAUCCAGAAUUGAUUUUAAAUACUUCUGUGGAUAUAAGUUUUAAGAGUCUUAACCCUAUCGCAGGCCAAAAAGUUGUUAUUACUGAUGGAAUCAAAGUGUCUUAUUUAUGGGAAAUGAAAUUAGGAAAAAAUCAUAAGACAGUGCUUCCUUUGAAAAUUGAUUUUACUAUGAAAUAUUUUCUUAUUGAAAAUAAAGAUGAUUUAUAUGAAUUUAAUAUCAGUGACGACCCUCUUCACAUCAAUAAACUUCUGAAAUCGGAAAAAUCGAGUUAUACGUAUCGGUGCCAUUUUGAGAUUUCAAAUUAUGCGUCUAUUUAUACGGUAACAUCAAAAGUGAAGGCAAGUGGGAAUGCGGGUGAAUUUUGUCGUUCCGGAAGCAUAUGCCAUCUUUACUUGAACAUGAUACGGAUAUUACCUGGAGCUAAUAUAAAUAUUUCAUCUCAAGUUAUGUAUGAAGUUUUGGAUGAUCAAUCAAUGUGGGCUAUUUGUGGCCGUACUGCAGGAAUUAUUACGUUUGAUACUUAUGACGAGCAGAGCGUCACUCUCGAUAUCAUGCCAUUAAAGAAUGGAUAUCUACCACUUCCUAUAGUUCGAUUGUCUCGUUAUAUACCUGCUUUAGAAACAAAAAAUGAUAUGAUUCAAAAUAGUAAUCUAAAAACUGGUCCGAGAUUAGAACCUUUUAGCGUAGGACAAAUAUACAAUGCAAGUAAAGCACAACAAGUUCAUGUUUUACCAGCUUAUUCUACUUAACCUGAAUAUAUUAUGCAACUUGACUACGAACCAUCAUAAGAUGUGUAACACAAAAUUCUCAUUUUUCACAAGAUCUAAAUUGCUGCAAAAAGUGAAUUAUUUAAACUUUCGAAGUGAAAUAUGAUAUUUUAUUCGUUAAUAUACUAUCUACUAUUACAUGUUACAAUGAAAGAGAUUUUUUAAAUUAUAUUUUAUUAAAAUUCUUUUCAUUCACGCAGUCAAAAAGCAAACUUAUGGUACUUUAAAGUAAAAGGUUUUCCUGAUGAAUAUAACAGUCAUUAUAACUUUUUUUAACUAUGCCAACUUAGGACUCAAUUUGUAUUUUAUUGAUAUUUCCUAAAAAACGAAUAUUAUCAAAAAUUGUAAAGAACAAUGUUCUCGAAUAUAUGGACAUUCUGAUGAUUGAGUGAGGUGAGCUAUGAUUAAUGUAUUAAAGCUAUUUUCAUCUAAAGUUGUUGAGUGUUGCUUGAAAAUGUAAACUUAUUUUAAUGAAAAUAUGAAUACUUUUUUUUACUUUAUACUUUAUUUUCUACGUAAGCGUAAACAUUAUGGACCAUUUGAAUUAAAUAGCGCAACAUCGAAAUUUUUCAUUAUUACUUCUAUUCACCCUAAUAGAUUAUUAAACCCAAGAGCGAUCCACUGACUUUUCAAGCUAAACUAAAAACUUUCGGCUGUUUUCAAGUAAUAUGUUUGUGACAAAGUGAAUUUUGUCGAUCAGCCCCACUGGCUCUGGUUGCAUGUUGCAUCCUAGAACUUCGGUGAUUAUACAUAAGCCAAAUCAGAUAUAGUUUUAACAAGUAAGUAUUAGAAGCAGAAUAAGAAUAAGUUGGAAAAGAAUAGGAUGCGUCCGUAAUCAGAUAGUUUAGACAAGAAGAUACCAGGUGAGGAAAAUAGAGACAAAAGGACAAACGUAGUUGAAUACGGCAGGAAAGUCUUAGGUUUUUAAUCUUUUUUUUAGUAAUUACGCUUAAAAACUUUUUUAGUCCAAUUUCUUCUAAUAUGAGAGUUCCGGAACUGACGUUGUAUUACAGCUAUGCUGUUAUUUUUGACUUCGAUAAUUACUUCACAAUCAACAAUUGCGUUAAUAAACGCUGAAUUCGGCACAUAUUGAAUAUGUGUUACGGAGGUGCGUAUGUGUAUUUCAAUUCCAAGCUUUUUUUUAUUAUAUU
Messenger RNA from Microplitis demolitor, 5035 nucleotides. RefSeq names its product trafficking protein particle complex subunit 10 (gene SIDL). Lineage: Eukaryota; Metazoa; Arthropoda; Insecta; Hymenoptera; Braconidae. Gene Ontology annotation, biological process: early endosome to Golgi transport; intra-Golgi vesicle-mediated transport. Gene Ontology annotation, molecular function: protein binding. The coding region runs from base 357 to 3866 and encodes 1169 amino acids. The transcript is spliced from 13 exons. Gene Ontology annotation, cellular component: TRAPPII protein complex. The record is from RefSeq and is a predicted model, not a curated record.